AUGUAUAGCCGCCGCUUGCUUAAAUACCUCGCGGCGGCGGCCUUGUGGCGCUGGCUUCCAAGGGCGAUGUCGUUGUCGCACAUCCCUGAUGGACCCAUCGGCCUACCGAGCAACGUCCGAAUCAGGGCGGAGCAUCGCCAUCGCAAACAGCGCAAAACAGCCGAGAUCCACAGCGAUGUGCCGCCUGCCCAAUUGAGCACCGAGGCUGUAUCGGAAAUCGCAACCGCAUCGCAUUCCUUCGAGGCCAUGAGGGACCAGCUGAAGGAGGAGGAGAUACAGGGAAUCCACCUCGACCUUCCUCAGAUACCUAUGAAGUCGGUGUUGCAGCUGAUACCGGCGUUUAUUUAUAGUCUGCCGUCGAGCAUGAUGGGCGUCAAGCGUUUUGUGGAGGACUCAACGUACGCACUGGUCAACAUGGGGCUGCAGAGCGUGCUAGGGUCGCAGGUGUUUCAGAACGUGCUGUGCACCCCUCAAUCGAAUGAGGCAGAGAUGCUCAUCUGCGUGAGUGACAUGGUGGCCAACAUAUCGCGGGUCAUCCACACCGGAAUCACGGUGCUAACGCUGAACUUCCGCAGCUUGGUGGGCGGGAGGACUGCGUCUGACGCCCUGGUCAGGCUGAACACCAUCGCCGCCAACCCGCUCAACAGGACCUUGAUGAAGGUACUGGGAACCACCGCAGUGCUGUACAUCACCAUGAUGCGCGAGUCUGUGCCAGACGAGACCAAGGUGCUGGCGGGGUCGAUCAUGACCGAGCUGACAUCGCUUCCCAUCGUGUCCAACAUACCAGACACGUCUAGCGGAGGUUUCGGUCGCGUAAACGUGGUGUUACCCAGGCCAAGCCGGAUGCACCGCGCCGACUACGACAUCGCAAAGCUACAGGCCGGAGCCGGCGAACGAGAUCUGCUGAGCUCAAUCGCCUGA
Molecule: messenger RNA, 921 nt
Organism: Babesia bigemina
Lineage: Eukaryota; Apicomplexa; Aconoidasida; Piroplasmida; Babesiidae
Product: membrane protein, putative
Exons: 6
Coding region: 1-921 (306 amino acids)
Source: RefSeq, a predicted model, not a curated record